Molecule: messenger RNA, 1142 nt
Organism: Camelus dromedarius (Arabian camel)
Lineage: Eukaryota; Metazoa; Chordata; Mammalia; Artiodactyla; Camelidae
Gene: TMEM11
Product: transmembrane protein 11
Exons: 4
Coding region: 188-841 (217 amino acids)
Biological process (GO): inner mitochondrial membrane organization
Cellular component (GO): mitochondrial inner membrane
Source: RefSeq, a predicted model, not a curated record
GAAGGGACGCCUUCCCGGAGCGGGCCGGCUGCGGCUAGGGAAGUGCGGUCCGCGCGUUUACUGGGGGCCUCAGCCCUCCGCGCAUUGUCUCCCGGGCCGGGAGCCGACCGCUUCCUCCAGCGAGCUGAGACCUCCGGGGACUGGGGUGUUUGAUUUCUCUUGAAAGACUCCCAUCUGGCUGUCGUGUAUGGUGGAGUGUUUCCUUCCUCCUGGUCUGGACGGGCCAUUCAAGGGGCUGCUUUUUCUGAGUGGUGGGCUCGGCGCCUGGUGCAGCUUGUCCCCCAUGAGGACCAAGGGAGUUUAUUCUCCAUCAUGCCCAGCAAGGGUGAGCCUGUCGGCCACGGACUGCUACAUUGUGCACGAGAUCUACAACGGGGAGAACGCCCAGGACCAGUUCGAGUACGAGCUGGAGCAGGCCCUGGAAGCCCAGUACAAGUACAUCGUGAUCGAGCCCACGCGCAUCGGUGACGAGACGGCGCGCUGGAUCACCGUGGGCAACUGCCUGCACAAGACCACCGUGCUGGCGGGCACCGCCUGCCUCUUCACCCCGCUGGCGCUGCCCUUGGAUUACUCCCACUACAUCUCCCUGCCAGCCGGCGUGCUCAGCCUGGCCUGCUGCACCCUCUACGGGAUCUCCUGGCAGUUCGACCCCUGCUGCAAGUACCAGGUGGAGUACGACGCCUACAAACUGUCGCGCCUGCCCCUGCACACGCUCACCUCCUCCACCCCGGUGGUGCUGGUCCGGAAGGACGACCUGCACAGAAAGAGACUGCACAACACGAUAGCGCUGGCGGCCCUGGUGUACUGUGUAAAGAAGAUCUACGAGCUCUGUGCCGUAUGACCGUGGCCGGCGGGGCACGCGCUGCCGAGACGGCGGGGCCUGGGAAGGCGCUGGCUCACCGUCUGUUCUUCUAAAGGAAUCACAGGUCAAAAGUGUACCAGGGGUUUUCAGCUCACUGCACUAAGAUGCGGGUCUCCAAGACCACCGGGGUCUGAGGCUGUGGAGGCCGCCUGGGCAGCAGGCUGUGGUGGAAGCAGCACCGCCGCGGGGGUGAACGCGCGGGGGGGUCUGAGAGUGUGGUUAACUGUACCAUCCAGAGCCAGCCGGGAGCUGCUGACCAUUAAAAGUAUGAGAAUUUCAA